AAGUGAUGCACUAGAUGUGGAUGAAUCACAAGCUGCAGACUCAGAGAAAGGAGAGCUUCUUACUGAUGAAAUAAAGCUUGAAGAACAAGAGAUAAAAAGUGGUAGUAAAAGCGAUUCAAAAGGAGAAAUUCAACUUGACUCUGAGGAAAAUUCUGGCCAACAGAAAACUGAAAGUGAAGGGAGUGGUCAAAGGGAAGUUGAUCCGGAUGAACCAGACGAAGAGUCUGAACUUGAAAAGAAGAGUAAGUUAUCCAUUUCAAGGCGAAGCACAGUGAACAAACUAGAGACAGGAAUAGCUGCAGAAUCUGAACACUAUCAGAUAUCAAAAGUUACUGAGUCUGAGGAUAUUCCAAGAUUAUCAGUUAAAAGGAGUAGUGAAGACAAGGAACCACAGGCAGUAGCAUUUACUGAAUCAGAUGAUAUACCAAGAUUAUCUGUAAAAAGGCGUAGCACUGACCAACAACAAGAGCAGGCAAUUGCAACUGAAUCUUAUGAUAUACCAAGGUUAUCUGUAACAAGGCGUAUUGUAGACAAGGAACCGAAGCCUGCAGAAGCUACUGAAUCUGAUGAUAUACCUAGAUUAUCUGUAACAAGGCGUAGCAUAGUCAAGGAAUCAGAUCAGGCAAUAGCUACUGAAUUUGAUGAUAAACCAAGGUUAUCAAUAGCAAGGAGUAGCACAGACAAACAACAGCCAGUUACAGCUACCAAAUUUGAUGAUAACCCAAUAAUAUCUAUAAUAAGGAGUAGCGAAGAUGAGGAAUCAGGGAAGGCAAUAGCCAAUGAAUCUAAUGAUAAACCAAGAUUAUCUGUAACAAGGGGUAGCACUGACAAAGAAUCAGAGCAGAUAAUACCUUUUGAGCCAGAUGAGAAACCAAGAGUAUCUGUGACAAGGAGCAGCACAGACAAGCAACGGCCAUCAAAUUCUACCAAUUCUGAAGAUAAACCAAGGCCAUCUGUAGCAAGGAGUAGCACUGACAAAGAACAACGGAAAACAAGCACAGAAUCUGAUGGUAGACCGAGGUUAUCUGCACCAAGAGGAAGUGUGGUCAAGGAACAAACAGUAAGGAGAAGCAUCAUAAAACAACAAGAGCAAGGCAUUGCUCAGGACACCAGAAGGGUUUCGGUAAAUCAGAGAACCUCUGUUAAAAUACAGGAGCUAGAAGAAGAAGAAACAGAACCUAAAAGAAGUAGUCUGUCUCUUGAGCGUAGGAGAAGCAGUCUCAGGCCACCAGAGAGUAAACCUGAUGUCCCGUCUGGGAGUAAAGGUUUUUUAUCUGAUUUGAGGCGUAGCACACUCAAAGUGCCGAGUCAGGUCAAAGAACUCUUGUCUGAACUUAAGUCUAAAGUUACUUCAAGAGCCCACGGAAGCGUGGAGGACCACGAAGAUCAAGAAAGAGGCAGCACAUCUGAGCUGAAAAGAUUGUCCAAAGGCAGUUUUACCGGUAAAUCCAAAGAAGCGCUUGCUAGUACAUCUAACAACCAGGAUUUCCAGAGAAAAAAAUCUUCAGUGACCGAGGACGAAAAGAGUAGAAAACCCUCAACAAGCAACGCCAGGCCUGCAAAGGGCAAGGCAGUUGAACAUUCUGAUACACAGGAAAUCUCUCAAUCUUCAGCAAAGAAGAAGUGCAGUGACAGCAGUUCGGGCUGUGACAUAAUGUCUGAUUUCUCUGAUGAAGUUGCAGACAUGGCAGACUCUAUAUUGGACAGUUUUGUCGUGCUAGAGUCCGAGCCAAGCAGCUCACUUGACAUAGCGUACGAGAGGAUUUUCGGGGACAUCACAAAAGGCUCAGCUCUCAAACAGUUUGUCGUGGGUGGUGGAACUGGAUGGUAAGAUAUUUAUGGAACUCAGAGAUUUUUAUACUUUAAUCUACUGGUUUAUCAUUAUGCAAAAUCCAUUGUCGGAUUAAUAGGCUAUAAAAGACACUUACAUUAUGCACUCAAACAAUUGAAGCAUUUUUUUAAAUUUUUACAAUGUCUGCUUUAAACAUUGGGAAAAGAAACUUCAGGACAGGAAAUACUAAAUAACCAACGAUGCCAUGCUGGAUUUAAAUAUGAACUAAAAUUUUUAAUAUGAUAAGACAUGUUUAGCAAAAUUAUUUUGGGAUAAAAUAAAAUUUAUUUUAAAAUCCCCGGUAUGUAAUAAUAUAUUUAAUAUCUUUUUUUUUUAAAAAUCAAAGUCAUGGAAGCCCUACAGUGUGAAUUCAAAAGUUAUAUUUUUAAAAUCCCAAAAUUUUGUGAACAAUUAUUGAAUAAGGAAAGUCAUAACCAACUAGGAAUUCUCUUAAGGAAAGUCAUUACCAACUAGGAAUUCUCUAAAAAUAUAAUAUAUUUAAAUAUUUUUUUUUUUUAAUUGAUAACCAACAUCUAAUAAAUUUAAGUUCUACUUCAGAAUACAUUUUUAGUGCGGAAUUUCUUUCCAUGAAAACAAAAUUUAUUUAAUUUUAAAUAUUUAUCAUUCAGGUUUGCAGGUUACCUCACUCACAAAGUUGGGAAAAUUGCUGUGAUUACAGUGGCAGGAGCACUUAUUGCAGUGCAGGUUUGGCAGUGAUGCAUUUGAACAUACUUUUAUAAACAUUCAGUUUUAUGUUCAAGCAAUGGUAAUAGACAAUGUCUCUGACAACUGUCCAAGCAAAUUAGCUUACAAAUAUUUUUUAUCUGCAUAUGUUUAUAUUUCAUAGUUUUGUCACUGUUCCACUUUGCUUUUUUUCAGAUUGCCCAGUACAACGGUCUCAUCAAGGUCAACUGGACCAAGGUCAACCGUGCACUGACAAAAGUUCGAGCCAGGGCCAGGGCGACCAUGCUAAGAAAUCGGCAGAGGCUCUCAGAGAGGGUGAGCGUGGAUAACUUGCUGCAUGCA
Messenger RNA from Lymnaea stagnalis (great pond snail), 2857 nucleotides. Lineage: Eukaryota; Metazoa; Mollusca; Gastropoda; Lymnaeidae. The record is from the annotation of a GenBank genome assembly.